This is a messenger RNA of Fusarium redolens, 3066 nucleotides long. RefSeq names its product SNF2 family N-terminal domain-containing protein. NCBI's taxonomy places the organism in Eukaryota, Fungi, Ascomycota, Sordariomycetes, Hypocreales, Nectriaceae. Gene Ontology annotation, cellular component: nucleus. The record is from RefSeq and is a predicted model, not a curated record. Gene Ontology annotation, molecular function: ATP-dependent chromatin remodeler activity; chromatin binding; ATP binding. Bases 1 to 3066 code for a protein of 1021 amino acids. The transcript has 2 exons.
AUGGCACGAAGCUCUUCACCCUUGCCAAUCCGGCAUUCAAACGCUCUACCUCGCACCCCAUCGCUCGCUCGCAAUACAAUAACCAUUGACGAUGCCGAUGAAAUAACGGAUACAAUUCCCUGCUCUCCAUCUGCCUUUUUUCGAGACCGAGAUACUACAACAACACAGCCAACGCAAGUCCUUCAGAAUCCUGGACUUGCUCCCAUGCGAAGCUCUUCUCCUGCAAGCAGUAUUAUUGAAGUUCCUGCGUCCUCGCCCUUUCAACAACCUAAGAAGCAUACACCUCUUGGUAAUAGACUUGCCCCUGCCGGCACCUUUUUCCGCCCUCCACAGCGACCUCCUCCUGCGAUGACCAACAAGCGACCAGCCGUUGAGCCUAUUAAUCUCAUCUCCGACGAUGAGGACGACCUCACACCUCCCCGUGGCGAUAUUCGACCGACAACGUUUAAGGCACAGAUUUCGGCAUUCGCAUACAAUCCCGAAUCAGAAAGCUCGGAAAGGGUCAUCAAGAAUAAACUCCGGCAGAUUUAUGAUGUUUACGGAGAUAGAGUGCCCUCGCACAAGGCCAAGGAAGCUUUGAGUGCGUGCAAAAAUGAUCUCACAGAAGCACUGAAUUAUCUUGGACGACAAAUGCGUCAGCCCAAACAGCCGGCUCCCAUCCCUAAACCUGGCAGACGUCUGGUUAGCAAGGCGGCUCUCCAAUCAUCAGCAGCAGCUAGCCGGGCCGGCUCUCGCUCACUGUCUCGCACGGCAUCCCCCAGCCCUGUGAAGAAACCCCGACGACGACUAGUACAAGGUCUCCGAAAGCCCUCAAUCCCUUCGUCUCCAGCAUUCCCUUCCUCCCCCCCGGCCCAUGCCUCAAGCGACGAUCCACUAAUUAUUGACCUUGUCGACGAUGGGAAGGAGGAUACGUAUCAGGCUGAGGCAUCGCCAGAGCCUUUGGACGAUGAGGAUGACCGGGUGCUGACAUGUCUCAACACAAGCACUGUUCAAGAACUAGCGGCUAUGACAGGCAUGAAAGAAGAGCAACUUGCUUGUAUGAUCGAGAAGCGACCAUUUGAUGACAUUUCGAAGGCUAGGCGUGUCACCGUCGGUAAAAAGCCUGGCGCCCGAAAGGCUUCCAAAGUCAGCAUUGGAGAGAAUGUUGUGGAGGCUGUCGAAGUUUUUAUCGAUGCAGUUGCCGCGAUCGACAAUGUUGUUGGCAAGUGUGACCGCGAUGCAAAAGAUAUCAAGCAGCAGCUUGAUACCUGGGAUAUCGAUACAUUUGGGCAUAGUAAGCGAGAGCGAAGCCAAAACUCAGACGAUCUCCCCCCAACUCCUACAAGCAUCAGCGCGCCCAGAUACGUGCGCCCGCCUAUUGCCCAUCAGCCCAAGUACAUGGAUGGGCAUUGCCAAAUGAAACCUUUCCAGCUUGUAGGCCUGAAUUGGAUGUCCCUCCUCUACAAGUUUAACAUAGGCUGUAUCCUCGCCGAUGAGAUGGGACUGGGUAAGACUUGUCAAGUCAUUUCACUCAUGUGCCACCUUGUUCAGGAGUACGAGGAAAGCAAAGACGGAAAACGAACCCGGCCUUGGCCCAAUCUCAUUGUCGUUCCCCCAAGUACCUACAAGAACUGGCUUGGAGAAUUUGAGAAGUUUGCUCCAGGCCUUUCAGUGAUCGGAUACCGAGGUUCCCAGGCAGAGCGAGCAGAGAUCGCAUAUGAGAUCGAACAUGAGCCCGAAGCCUUUCACGUCGUGCUUGCAACAUACUCUCAGAUCAACAACGACGCGGACAUUGAGGCUAUGCAGUCUAUUCGACUGCACACUGCCAUUUUUGACGAAGGCCACAAGAUGAAAAACCCUGAGACUAAGAUUUACAAAGAUCUUCGCCGUAUUCCAGCAUCAUGGAAGAUGCUCCUAACAGGAACCCCUGUUCAGAACAACUUGUUGGAGAUGACUUCACUCCUCAACUUCAUAAACCCCAAUAUUUUCAACGGUUGUAUGCAACACAUUCAGUACAUCUUUAGCCAAAAGGUCACUAUCAGGGACGUUUCAAACGGUGCUUUUCUGUACAGUGAACGUGUCAAGAGAGCCAGAACAAUCUUGGAACCGUUCAUUCUUCAGCGUCGAAAAGACCAAGUUUUGUCAGAUAUGCCUCCCAAGAUCUGCAAUGUCGUCCGCUGCGACAUGGACGAGAACCAAAAACAAGUGUAUGCCGAGUACGAAGAGAUGUUCAAGCUUGAGCCUUCCAAGCGCGCCACAAAAGUCCGCGGCCGUGGAAAUGACCAGAACAAUUGCUGGAUGCAGCUUCGCAAGGCAGCACUUCAUCCGCUCCUUUUCAGGCGGCAUUUUGAUGACAAGAAAGUUGAGAAGAUGGCUCGAAUCCUUAUGGAUAGUGUCUCUCAGGAUGACCUCCGUCAACCCGACAUUAAGCAUCUAAUCCAAGAACUCAAGGACUCUUCAGAUUUUGGACUUCACCUCUGGUGUCGUGACUACCCAGGCCUUCUCGGAAAGUUCGACAUCCCUCCGGAGACCGAGAUGGACAGCGGAAAGGUGAAGAAACUCCUUGAGCUCAUCAACCAGUAUCAGGAGAACGGUGACCGAGUCCUUGUGUUCAGCAAAUUUUCUCGUGUCAUUGAGCUGCUGCAGGAAGUGCUCGCUCAGCUGAAUAUUCAGCAUCGAGUCUUGAUGGGGAGCACCAAUGUUGUGGAGAGACAGACGCUGAUUGACGAGUUCAAUGAUGACCCUGAUAUUCCAGUGUUCUUACUCACAACCGGAGCAGGUGGCACAGGUAUCAACCUUACGGCUGCCAACAAGGUCAUCAUCUUUGACCAAUCGGAUAACCCUCAAGAUGACAUCCAGGCCGAGAACAGAGCUCAUCGUCUUGGUCAGAAACGUGACGUCGAAAUCAUUCGACUUAUCGCUUCCAAUACUAUAGAGGAGCUCAUCUACAAAGCUUGUCAGAAAAAAAUCGAGCUUGCAAACAAGGUCACUGGUGCUGUAACUGACGAAGAUCCCGGUGUGACAGAGCAGACCCUCGAGACAGAGGUCCGCAAGAUGCUCAUGGAGGAACAAAUGACGCCUCCUUAG